AUGAUGAUCAACCUGCUUCAGAACUUGGGAAUCAUUGGGACCAUGUCAGUGCCUUGGCCUGUGAAUUUGGCCGGCUUCUUCAGCUUCAUGGAAGUCUUCACCUUCGACAUCGAUGGCCUGGCUUUCGCUUGCAUCAGUGGCGCGCAGCCGGUGUGGCGCUACAUCUUCACGGUGUGCUUCUUCCCUGUGGGCAUCCUGUGGUUGGCCUUCUGCGGUGCAGUGAGCCGAUGCAUUCCCAGGCUGCAAAGCUGGGACCCCGCCACGCGACAGCGCAUUCAAGUUGGGUUGACCAUGACAGGCCCAUUGUUGGCGAUGAGUGCAGUGAUCUUCCCAGAUUCGGUGUACAGUUGGCCCUGGAAAGCGCCCAUCUUGAACAUUGUGGACUUUGUGACCUGUUUGUCCUUAGCAGUCUUGGUGGUCUUGACAGGCCUCUAUGUGCCUGAAGUCACAGGCGACACACUCCGUGCAGUGCAGAUCUGCAGUAUGAUCUUGCUGGGCAUCAUCUUUGGAGUGGUUGGCCUGAUGAUUCUCUUGGCAAUUGUGGCCUUGUUCCACCGUGCUGCAAUCGGUAGCCAGCAGGAGCUGUGGAUCAUGACCGCCGGCCGAGCCCCGAAGCCCUCAUCGAUCGCCGACGAUUUGCAUACGAUGAUCGCACUUCUCAACAUCAUGACUGUGGAGGAACUGAAGGACAAGUUGGAAACACUUGGAAUCUACGAUUUGAAGCACUUGCUCUUGGGCAUGUCGGUCCUCAGCAGCGAGGUCUUGACCGCGAAGGACCCUGGCAGUCUGAGUUUGGUGUCCUCCAGCCGGGUGAGUUCCCAGGCAUUCACCGCCAAAGUGGUCAAGGCGCCGCCCACGUUGGCGCCAGCCGCGGCCUUGGAGCCUGCCAUGCCCGAGGCGCAGGAGCCUGCGCAAGAGAAGACCAAAACUGAGCUGCUAUAG
Messenger RNA from Durusdinium trenchii, 942 nucleotides. The record is from the annotation of a GenBank genome assembly. NCBI's taxonomy places the organism in Eukaryota, Dinophyceae, Suessiales, Symbiodiniaceae.